Messenger RNA from Polypterus senegalus (gray bichir), 2062 nucleotides. It is a transcript of the gene fip1l1a, whose product is annotated as FIP1 like 1a (S. cerevisiae). Gene Ontology annotation, cellular component: mRNA cleavage and polyadenylation specificity factor complex. Lineage: Eukaryota; Metazoa; Chordata; Cladistia; Polypteriformes; Polypteridae. The coding region runs from base 212 to 1879 and encodes 555 amino acids. Gene Ontology annotation, molecular function: RNA binding. The record is from RefSeq and is a predicted model, not a curated record. The transcript has 17 exons.
CGGGUUCAUGGGUGAAAGGGAAGCUUGUAUGGAAACGUGUUGGUCUCUUCCAAUUUUUUCAUACUCCAUAAUGUCUUAUGUUUUCGUGCCGUAGUUACUCGUUGUUAUAUACGUUUUCUUCUUGAAGUGACAUAUUACAAUAAAAUUAACACAUCUGGAAGGAAAGUUAUACUCCGAUAGAACUGUGAGGUUUUGAAAAAUCACUUAAAAAAUGUCUGCUGAAGAGGAGGAUAAAGCGAUGGUGACGGAUGAUACGGUUACAGCCGGUGACGAAGAAGAAGAAUGGCUUUAUGGGGAUGAAAAUGAAAAUAAACAAGAGGAGGAAUCUGCUCCUGUCACCACCAGUACAGUUGUCACACCUGCUAAGGAGGAAGCCACUGGAAAUGGGGAAGUGAAACAGGAUGCGGUUGAAGAGGAAGAAGAUGCUGAUAGUGACAGUGAUGAUGACGAUGAUGAUGUUCGUGUUACUAUUGGGGAUAUUAAAACUGGUGCACCUCAAUAUGCAGCGUAUGGUGGAACACCAGUAAAUUUAAAUAUUAAGUCAACUGGGAGACCGUAUGGUUCAGUGGGAAAUAAAGCUAAAGGAGUUGAUCUCGAUGCUCCUGGAAAUAUCAAUGGUGUUCCAGUCAUUGAAAUGGACUUGGAUUCUUUUGAAGACAAGCCUUGGAGGAAACCAGGUGCUGACUUGUCUGAUUACUUCAACUAUGGAUUUAAUGAAGAUACAUGGAAAGCCUACUGUGAAAAGCAAAAACGACUAAGAUUGGGUCUUGAAGUUGUAUCUUCUUCCUCUGGAACCAGCAAAAUUAUGGUACAACAGGGCAGAACUGGAAAUUCUGAAAAGGAAGUUGUUGUGUCAACAGCAAAGGGUGACUUUACUUCUCCUAGCAAUGUCUUUAAAUCAACUAAUCCAACAUCCAGGAUAUCGCCCACUCAUUGGACAGGAGCUCAAUCUCAAGAUUUGUCAUUUUAUUCAAAAGUUUCUGCAGCAAUUGACGUGAUUGGUGGGCAGACAGAUGCCAUCAGCCGUGUGGUGGGAAGACGCCGUCAUAAUGAUAGCAAUAACAUUCAGGUCAUUUCUGAACAUUCUGCCUCAGAUGCAGAGCCAUCAUCUACAAAGCUGCCUCCAUUCUUUCCUCCUGGUCCACUGCCUCCCAAUAUCCCUCCACCUCCAUUCUUACCCCCGCCACCCAAUGUCAGCAGUGCACCACCUCUGAUUCCUCCUCCAAGACUCCCAAUUACUGUUCCUCCUCCAGGAUUUCCGCCACCACCGGGAGGUCCACCACCUUCUCUUAUUCCAACUUUGGAUGGCGGGCAUGCUGGGAACUAUGAUGGUCGCAACCUUCCACCUUAUCCAUUUAGUGGCGGAUAUCCACAUCUCCCAGGAAAUAUAACAUCUUGGUCUAAUAUAAUUGAUAACUCAAAACAAUGGGACUACUAUUCAAGAAGAGACAAGGAGCGAGAAAGAGAUAAGGAAAGGGACCGUGAGAGGCCCAGAGAAAGAGGCCAUGAUAGAGAAAGAGAGCGGGAAAGGGAACGUGAGCGGGAACGAGAUCAUAGUCCUUCUUCCAUGGUAUACAACAGUGAUGAAGAGCGGUUUAGAUACAGAGAGUAUUCAGAGAGAAGCUAUGAGAGGCAUAGGGAAAGAGGCAGCAGGGAAAAAGAGGAUCGACACAGAGAAAGAAGGCACCGGGAUAAAGAGGAGAGCAGUCGGCACAAAUCUUCACGAAGCAGCAGUAGGCGGCGUCAUGAUAGUGAAGAAGGCGGUGAAGGCCAUCGAAGACACAAGCACAAAAAAUCCAAAAGAAGCAAAGAAGGAAAGGAAGCUAAUGAUGAACAUGCAACUGAACAGGAGAGCACAGAAGCUGGGGCCUUGGAAUAAAUGGAUAGUGUUCCACGAUGUUGAAGUAACCGGAAUUCUUUAUAAGUGCCAGCUAGUUUCUUAUUCUUUAAUGUUCUCUGCAAUAUACUAAAUUGUAUAAAUAGAUUGUUUGUUGUUUGGUGCAUUAAGCACUAAGAUGUUAAUUUGUUGAAUAAAAAAAAGCAAGUUUUGAAUUUUUGAUAA